AUGUCGAUCCCCCCUCAACUUCAGCAAGCGCUUGCCGGCAUUGACCGUCAAUUCCAAGGCAACAAGUUGUUUGACCAGUUCGAACAGAGCACCGGAUUGCCCCGUUCGGUCGGUGUUCUUGGCGGUGGCCUGCUCUACGCUUUGCUCGUGUUCUUGAACAUCGGUGGCUUGGGUCAAUUGUUGACUAACAUUGCUGGGUUUGUGUUGCCGGCGUACUACUCGUUGAUCGCUCUUAAGACCGUGCGUAAAGACGAUGAUACCCAGUUGUUGGUGUACUGGGUGGUAUUUGCCUUUUUCAACGUGAUUGAAUUCUGGUCGAAGGCUAUCUUGUACUGGGUGCCCUUCUAUUUUUUGUUCAAGCUUGUGUUCUUGUUGUGGAUCGGUACCCCCUCGACCGGUGGGGCCCAAAUUGUCUACAACCACUUCGUUGGUCCCAUUGGCGACCGCAUUUUGGCCGCCACUAAAGGCAACCACGGGGAGAACCAGAUCAACGAAUUUGCUGAGUCGGUCUCCAGCAAGGUCCAUGUCCAAUGA
Diutina rugosa is the source of this 534-nucleotide messenger RNA. RefSeq lists its product as uncharacterized. Lineage: Eukaryota; Fungi; Ascomycota; Pichiomycetes; Serinales; Debaryomycetaceae. Bases 1 to 534 code for a protein of 177 amino acids. The transcript has a single exon. The record is from RefSeq and is a predicted model, not a curated record.